Lingula anatina is the source of this 3109-nucleotide messenger RNA. RefSeq lists its product as uncharacterized. NCBI's taxonomy places the organism in Eukaryota, Metazoa, Brachiopoda, Lingulata, Lingulida, Lingulidae. The record is from RefSeq and is a predicted model, not a curated record.
UUGACGCGGUUAGGGGAGCAAACAAAUGAGAGAAAGAGCUGUUUUAGGGUUUACAGUGUGAAGGACUGCGACGGACUCUUUCUGGCAUUUUCUUAUUAAGGAGACAUCCUUGUUCAGGUGUCCAACGCUUCAUGAUGGAUCAACAUUAUCUUAUGAGGUUCAUCACGUUCCUUGUGUUGUUUGACGCAAUUGUUUUUUCGGCUCCGCCUGGCCCACCGGGAACAGGAGGCCCGCCAGGCACGGGAGGACCUCCAGGAACAGGUGGCCCACCCGGAACGGGAGGUCCGCCAGGCACGGGAGGACCUCCAGGAACUGGUGGACCCCCAGGAACGGGAGGUCCCCCAGGAACGGGAGGCCCCCCAGGGACAGGAGGCCCCCCAGGAACAGGAGGCCCGCCAGGAACGGGAGGGCCACCAGGAACAGGAGGCCCACCAGGAACGGGAGGACCCCCAGGCACAGGGGGUCCGCCAGGGACUGGGGGCCCACCAGGAACAGGAGGACCCCCAGGGACGGGAGGCCCACCAGGAACAGGAGGCCCACCGGGAACGGGCGGUCCACCAGGCACAGGAGGGCCACGAGGUCCACCAGGAACAGGGGGUCCUCCAGGGACAGGUGGUCCUCCAGGGACAGGUGGACCUCCUGGGACCGGUGGCCCACCAGGAACUGGCGGACCUCCUGGAACAGGCGGGCCUCCAGGGACAGGUGGUCCACCAGGAACCGGGGGUCCACCUGGGACGGGCGGUCCCCCUGCCACAGGUGGCCCACCAGGCACAGGAGGUCCACCGGGGACCGGUGGUCCACCAGGUACUGGAGGCCCACCUGGAACAGGAGGACCACCUGGAACAGGAGGACCACCAGGGACUGGGGGUCCACCGGGAACUGGCGGGCCACCAGGAACAGGUGGUCCACCAGCAACAGGUGGCCCACCAGGCACAGGGGGUCCACCGGGAACUGGAGGGCCACCCGGAACAGGAGGGCCGCGGGGAACAGGAGGGCCACCAGGAACAGGUGGUCCACCAGGAACUGUUGGUAUCCCUGGUCCCCCGGGAACGGGAGGUCCACCUGGAACAGUUGGUAUGCAAGGUGAUACAGGAGAUAAAGGUGCUCGAGGAGGGGCGAAAGGACAAAAAGGGAUGAAGGGUUUCCCUGGUUUACCCGGACAGCAGGGAAAUAAAGGAAGCAAUGGAAUGAAAGGUCAAAAGGGGAUGAUGGGUAUGGCUGCUACCUCAGCCGAGAAGGGCCAAAAAGGCAUGAAAGGAACCGUUAUCAUUUUUAUCGAUGCGCCGACAGCCACGCCUAUUGUGACUGGGGCCCCUACCGCGACGAUGCAAACUGGUGGUAUGCCUGCAAUAACUGGUGCUCCCACUGCAGGCCCUGGCGUAGGUCCAGUUUUCCCACCAGGGUUUCCAGGUGUUGGAACAGGAAAUGUUAUCGUGGUGCCCGGAAUUGGAGUGGUCAACGUUGGGUCUGUGGCUGCAGUAGUUUUAGGCACCGUGCAAACCUUGCAAUCGUUAGUGACUACAAAUCUGGCACAACUUGCAUCUCUGUUAGUUGGUUAUUCUCUUGGGCAACUUACGCCGCUACAGGCAGCACAGUUAGUUCAGCAAGCUCAGUUGUUAUCCAGCGGUCAAAUUCCUGUUCUUCCACCAGGAAUUCCACAGCAGGCGGUGCAAAAUGCUCUUGCAUCCUUGACCGUAGCUUCUGUGUCUUUGGCCUUCCAGAGAUUCCUUGCUUUGCCGGGCAAUGCUUUAUCAGAUAGGAUACUUAUUCAACAACUUGUUGGAAAUGGUGUAAACCCAAACGUUGCCCUUGAGAUUGUCACUGUGUCGAGACGACAGUUUGAACAACAGCGGAGACAACAGCUGAUACAGCUGCUGGCACAGCAGCAAGGGUUGGGACAGGCGUCUUUGUUGGGGGUAGCCACUCGCCGUAUUGCCGCUGCUCAGCUUGGUAGUCAACUGCUUAACCUGCAAUUCUUGCCUGGUUUGAACAACCCUACAGUUGCAAACCUGUUUAUUCAGCGUGGCUUUACUCAGAAUGCGUUCAACCAAAUUCAAUCGGCUAGCCUUCUUUUAAGAAAUGUCCCAGUUCGGCCACCAACCUUAAGUCCAUUCCAGAUCUUUCUGGCUAACCAGGCUAUUGAAAGAAUAGUUCCUCGAACCUCGCCCUUUACCCUUGCCGUGAGACAGACUGUUCCUCAACUACAGGUCGCUCUGCGUUUGCUCCAACCCAACUUAGUACUGUCAGGCUACGAACUUGUUCUGCAAACAGCCAUACCAGCUCUGGAUGUCCUUAGUCUUUUCGCCAGUGCGAAUAUACCUUCCGUUACCUCCGCGAACCUGCUGUCUUCUUUUCUUCUGUCCGUUGCCCCUCCAUCAGUUCCACUAAGUAGCAUCAUAGACCUGACUAGAGAUGUUGGAUUGGUUGUCAACAAUGCUCCAUCAUUUGGAAUCCAGCCAGGGUUUGGACAACCAGGCCGGGUGCCCAACACUCCUGCAUUCUCAUUUUUAAAGCAAUUGGAAACAGACAUACUAGAGCUGACCAAACGCGAGAGUCCAUAUAAAGCAACGGUCAAGGCAAUGAUUGGUGGCUUGAUAAGCAUGUCAACCGUUACUGUCCUCCUCGUCAUCGGUCUGACGGCCAUUGGGGUCUUGAUCUGGCGUAACAAAUCGCGAAAAGAACUGGACGCAAUUGCAGAUACAAAGCCGCUGGUGGACUGUGACGCCACUUCGAGAGUAACGUCAUUGAUAUAGAAUUAUCAACUUUUCGAUGGAAAUUCCGCUGCUUGAAUAUGAGUUUUGAUUAUUCGGUUCUUAUGUUUUCCGUCAAAUGGGUGAAAUGUGGGUCAAACUAGCCCAAAAUAUGAAAAUGAAACUGAGAGAAGAGAGGAAAGCCAAAGCAGAACAUGAAGGCCAAGAACAUAUGCCGUACUUUUAAAAACUCAUUCGGAAAAGACAGAACAAUCAUGCCAUUCAUUCUUAGCAUCCAUAACCGUAUUCGUAGAGAUAAAUAAAGUAAAUGAAAUAUUAACUGUACAAUUCUUACAUAUACGAGAAAAGUGCUAUUUUGUCAUGAUGACAGAACAUGGGAAAUAUGUCAAUAAAUGUAA